Molecule: messenger RNA, 3853 nt
Organism: Callorhinchus milii (elephant shark)
Lineage: Eukaryota; Metazoa; Chordata; Chondrichthyes; Chimaeriformes; Callorhinchidae
Gene: znf711
Product: zinc finger protein 711
Exons: 8
Coding region: 244-2646 (800 amino acids)
Biological process (GO): regulation of transcription by RNA polymerase II
Cellular component (GO): nucleus
Molecular function (GO): RNA polymerase II cis-regulatory region sequence-specific DNA binding; metal ion binding; DNA-binding transcription factor activity
Source: RefSeq, a predicted model, not a curated record
AGUACUGCACUCACAGCACAGCGUAGAAAAUUGAAAUGGUUAGUGUGGUUUUGAUUUGCAUACAGGAAAUAUUUGUGAAUUGUAAUUUUUUUUAUCUAGCCAUAUCUUUAAAACGUCUUGCUAAUUCUGUAAUUUACUUGUAAAUCAUUGUAUACUUAGGUUGGAAGAUCCUGUGAUUUUUAAAAAAAACUUAUCUGCUUCAGAUAUGUUUAAAAUGACGCCUACACUGAUGAGCUGCACAUCAUGGAUCAAGGUGGGGGAGGCCUUGAGCUUCAAUCACAGGAUUCAAAAAUCUCACAUGCUAUGAUUAUGCAGGACUUUGUGACGGGGAUGGCUGGUGCAGCUCACAUCGAUGGUGAUCACAUUAUUGUAACCGUGCCUGAAGCAGUGCUGGUCUCUGAUGUUGCUGGGGAAGAUGUUACACUGGAACAUGAGCUAACGACUAAUGUUCAUGAAGUUGUUCAGGGUCCAGAUAUCAUAACUGAAAGUGAUGUUGUUACAGAAGCGGUGAUUGUUUCUGAUUCAGUAUUAGAGACUGAUGUUGCCAUUGAAGAAGACUUGGACACUACUUCAGUUCCUGACCAAGUUCUGGCUUCAGAUCUUAUAACCGAGACAGUUGGAGUUCCAGAUCAAGUGCUGGUAUCAGACCUUGUUUCCGUGCAGGAUGAGGAACAGUUUGAACAUGUGGUUCAGGAUUCGGUUGCAAAUGUUCUUUCACCAGGGAUGGUAUCGGAGGAAGUUAUGGAAGCAGAUGCUGUGUCAGAGACUGUAAUCCAAACUCACGAUUUAAUUCAAAGUCAAGAGACUGUUUCUUGUCCAGCUAUGACAAUUGCAACUCAUAUAGAUGGAAAAGAUACAUCUGAAGAUUACUUAAUGAUAUCCUUGGAUGAUGUUGGAGAGAAGUUGGACCACAUGGGAAACACACCAAUUAAAAUAAGCACUGACGUUGAGCAAGAUGAUUCCUCAAAAGAUGAUGGGUAUGGACCUGAGGUCAUCAAAGUGUACAUUUUUAAAGCAGAACCAGAAGAUGAUGUGGAAAUAGGUGAAACAGAAGUUAUCACUGAAAGUGAUUAUCAAAAUGGUCAUGCUAUAGCUGGAGUACUUGACCAAGGGAAUGUUGGUAGAGUAACUCGGGAAAAGAUGGUUUACAUGGCAGUGAAAGAUCCAUCCCAAGAAGAUGACAUCAACUGUGCUGAUAUUGCCGACGAGGUUUACAUGGAGGUCAUCGUAGGAGAUGAAGAAGCAACAACUGUUCAUGAGACACAGAUUGAGGAUUCUGGCAUCAGUAAAGCCUUUGUACCAGUUGCAUGGGCUGCUGCAUACGGUAAUAAUUUUGAGGCAAAGAGAGAAAAUAAGAAUGGUACAUCGAGUCAGUUCCUACAAAUAAGUGACAGCACAAGUACUGCCAGAGUGUUAAAGCAAAAGGGCAGGAAGAAGAGGAGAAACGAAAGCAGGCAGUGGCAUACAGCUGUCAUCAUAGGGCCCGAUGGACAGCCUAUAACUGUUUACCCCUGUCACAUCUGUGGGAAAAAGUUCAAAUCCAGGGGCUUCUUAAAAAGACAUAUGAAAAACCAUCCUGAGCAGACCACCAAGAAGAAAUACCAGUGCACAGACUGUGACUACACAACAAACAAAAAAGCAAGCUUCCACAAUCACCUCGAGAGUCACAAGCUAAUGAACAAGGGAGAGAAGACAUUUGAGUAUAAUGACGUUGGAAAAAGAUUUACUCAGACGGGAGCACUGUCUCCUCAUAAACUAGUCAAUAGGGACAAAGACACCAAAAUGCACAAGUGUAAGUUUUGUGAUUAUGAGACAGCUGAACAGGGGCUUCUCAAUCGCCAUCUGUUGGCAGUGCACAGCAAGAAUUUCCCACACAUCUGCGUGGAGUGUGGGAAGGGAUUCCGUCAUCCUUCAGAACUUAAGAAACAUAUGCGGACUCACACAGGAGAGAAGCCAUACCACUGCCAGUACUGCGACUACAGGUCUGCUGACGCUUCUAACCUGAAGACCCAUGUGAAAACCAAGCACAGUGAUGAGUUGCCAUACAAAUGUGACCACUGCCCUCAAACAUUUUUGGAUGAUAAGGAUCUGCAAAAGCACGCCACUUUAUUUCAGGCACAUAGGACCCACCAGUGCCCACAUUGUGACCACAGAAGCUCCAACUCCAGUGACCUUAAACGUCAUAUAAUAUCUGUGCACACCAAGGAAUUCCCACAUAAAUGUGAGGUGUGCGAUAAGGGAUUUCACCGCCCAUCAGAGCUGAAGAAACACAUGUCAACUCACAAAGGUAAAAAGCUUCAUCAGUGCAGGCACUGUGAUUUCAAAAUUGCAGAUCCUUUUAUACUUAGUCGGCAUAUUCUUUCAGUCCACACCAAGGACCUUCCUUUCAAAUGUAAAAGGUGCAAGAGAGAGUUUCGACAGCAGAGUGAUCUUAAGAAGCAUAUGAAGACACACAGUGGAAAGAAAGUUUAUCAGUGUGAAUAUUGUGAGUAUAGCACGACAGAUGCUUCAGGCUUCAAGCGCCAUGUAAUAUCCAUUCAUACAAAAGACUACCCUCACAGAUGUGAGUUUUGCAAGAAAGGCUUCCGUAGGCCAUCAGAGAAAAACCAGCACAUAAUGCGGCAUCAUAAAGAGGCUAUCAUGUGAUGUAAUGUGGAGGCAGAAAAUGUUUUACACGUAAAGACUUCAUUAAUAACUGUCGGUUAAUUGGCAUGGCUCGUGAACUGUUUCUCCUGGUCUCAACUUGAGUGUUGUUUCUCGACCUACCUUUCAUUCUUUGUAUUAUAAGUUUUAGAAGGUAUGAGAGUUGGGGAGGGGGUUCAGUUGUACAAUGUUUUGAUUUCUAUAUACAAUCUGAAUAGUAGGUGUUCUGAGGUUGCCGUAAUUGUGAAGCCAUUCAGUGAGUUUUCUGUUCUUUAACAAUUUCAGGUAACUCGAGUUUAAUUCACAUGCAGUUGCAAAAUAUUGUAUUCUACAGCUAUGCUAUGAAACUCACAAUUAAACCCUUUAAAAUUAUUUUCAUUUUACUGUUAGACCUAAUAAGUAUUCCAUUUACAGGAACAGACAUUGGAAGCAUCUAUUUUUAACUUUUUAAUCAAAAAUAAACCCCAAUAGUGAUUUGUGACAAUUAGUCUAGCAGGUACAGAUCACCGUUCCAAAAGCCUUCAUAAAAAGACUAGUUUAAUAGGUGCGAUAAAAGUUUUUUUGUUCACUCCUUACAAUUGCUGCAGUUCAUUACAUCCUUGUAUUUUAAUACCACAGCAAGUGUACGCAGCCAGUGUGGAUUGGUGCCAUACUGUUGAGAGUCGGACUACUUUUUAUUACAGGGUAUGUGUGGUGAUUACAUGCAAUCCCUUGCAAAUACUUUGGAUCUUAUAAGUUAUAUAACAUGGAAGUGCUUUAUGAAUCAAAACAAGCUGGUUCAGAGCUAUUUAAUGGAUAUAGAUCUUGUUUUGAAAUGUUAUGCAUAUGACGUAUAGGAAGUGGUAUGAUGGAAAUAGUUUUUUAGCUGUUUACUGCUCACACAUCAAAUGGUUGUUCACUUUGUGAAUUUUUAACUUUAUUCAUUGUGUUGUGGUAGUUUUUUGUGUUUUUCAAAUGUUGUCAAUUUUUUGUUUUGCACCAGAUGAGAAUCAGUUGCUCGAGAAUUCAAAACGUUAUACUUCUACAAUUCAGAAUGUUAAUCUAGUAAUGCCUCUUAGAUGAAUAAUCAAACACUUGUGUUUCAUGUGGCUGUAAAGAUUGUACACUCUGUAAUAUAAGAGAAAACCUUUUGUCACUGUUCUGUGGGAUUACAAUUUCUAAAUGUUGUUCUUAAUGUGAUGAGUAUAUAAAUAAAACUGCAUCUGUUGCA